AUGAAGUUCCGAACCCUUCGUGAGCUCGGCCACGACGAGCGCUCAGUGACUCUCGUUGGCAACCUGCAUAGCCAGAGCGAGCACAAUCCCCAUCUUCGCGGGACCGACAUUGUCCUUGUGCCCGCUCCUUCUAACGAUGUCAAUGACCCCCUUCGCUUCCAUACUUGGAAGAAAUGGACCAUCUUCGCCAACACCAUCUGCUUGACCUUCGUGUGCAACUUCUGGCUGGGCGGGUUGGUUCCAGCAUUUUACCUCCUGACUCAGGAGUUCAACAUCAGUGAGUCUCAGUCGACGGGACUCUUGACAUGGCCACUGCUGGCUGCUGGACUCUGUAACUUCUUCUGGGUGCCCACCGCCGAAUAUCUGGGUAGACGGCCUGUGUUUGUGAUCUGUUCCAUCAUGACUUUCGCGUGCUGCGUCUGGGCCUCGGUCGCCACAUCGUAUGCCAGUCUGCUGUCCUCCAGAACCAUUGGUUCAUUUUUUUCGUCUUGCCAUGAAGCUCUUGGGCCGGUGAUUGUCAAUGAUAUCUUCUUUUUGCAUGAAAGAGCCCAGAAAGUCGCGUUCUUCGUGCUAGGGAUUUACGGCGGUAACUCUCUCGGAACCGUGGUUUCAGGUUUCAUCGUCCAAGGCGUUGGCUGGCGAUGGACUUCGGGCGUCAUCGCCAUCGUUGCGGGCAUCAACAUGACCACCAUCUUCCUCUGCUUCCCUGAGACAAGAUACAAUCGCUCGCUCGAUUCCGUAGCCACCCGAGUAACAGCACCGACACAUACCCAUGCAGCAGAGGACAACAAAGUCACUGGAAAGAGCGAAACCACUGUCGAACGCAUCAACACCAUCACGGACGACUCAGCAAUCGACCCUGUCCUCACCGGUACCAAGAAGACGUAUUGGCAAGAGUUGAGUCUUUGGUCUGGCCGAGCGAACCACUCGUUUGUGAACCACCUGAUUAGACCAUUUCCUCUUUUGGCUUAUCCGUCUGUGGCGUGGGGGACGUUGUCAUUCUCUUGCGCUUUGGCGUGGUUGAUCGGUGCUGCCUCGCUCAGCUCCUUCAUCUUCCAAGUUGAGCCGUAUAAUUUCGGACCGGGCGUCAACGGUCUCGUUCAACUCGCUGGACUAAUUGGUAACCUGGUUGGGGCCUUCUUCGGUGGCCAUCUCAGCGAUGUCUACGUCCGCUACGUCGCCCGUCGCAAUGGGGGUCAAUUCUCUCCUGAAGCCCGUCUCGUCCUUCUCUGCUUCGGUGCUGUCGUCUGCCCCGUUGGCCUCUUAAUGUUCGGCAUCGGAGCCGAGAGACAAUGGCACUGGGCCGUCUUGUAUGUCGGAUACGGCAUGAUGAGCGUGAUGCCUAACCUCGCAGUCAUCGCCAUGACGUAUUCGGUUGACUCGUACUUCGAAGUCGCUUCGGAAGCCUUGCUCGUCAUCAAUGGCGUGAAGGCCGUUGCUGCUUUCGGGUUCAGCUAUGGCUUCAUCCCCUGGACGGCUGAAGCGGGUUACUCAAGUGUCUUCGGUGCGAUGGCGGGCAUCUGGUGGUUUUCCUUGCUCCUCGCUAUUCCCCUCUACAUCUGGGGUCCACAGAUCAGAAAAUACAGCACGGACAAUAUGAAGGUCAUCUUAUUCUAA
Molecule: messenger RNA, 1617 nt
Organism: Cladophialophora psammophila CBS 110553
Lineage: Eukaryota; Fungi; Ascomycota; Eurotiomycetes; Chaetothyriales; Herpotrichiellaceae
Exons: 7
Coding region: 1-1617 (538 amino acids)
Biological process (GO): transmembrane transport
Molecular function (GO): transmembrane transporter activity
Source: RefSeq, a predicted model, not a curated record